Opisthocomus hoazin is the source of this 3086-nucleotide messenger RNA. The record is from RefSeq and is a predicted model, not a curated record. Lineage: Eukaryota; Metazoa; Chordata; Aves; Opisthocomiformes; Opisthocomidae.
AUGAGGGUGACACUUCUCCCCUGCCUCAGCUCCCUCGGGACGUGGGGUGUGCCUCAGGCCCCAUUGCAAGGUGUGCACAUGUGGGCCCUGGGAAAGCCCACUUGCACCCUCCUGCGGGACCGGAGCCCUCCGGGGCUGUGGGGAGGCUGUGGGGACAGUCUCGCAGCGGGGAUGGCCCCUCAGCCGUGCGGGGGCCGCCUGAACUCCAAGGAUGCCGGGUACAUCACCUCCCCGGGGUACCCCAACGACUACCCCUCCCACCAGAACUGUGAGUGGGUCAUCUAUGCCCCUGAACCCAACCAGAAGAUUAUUCUCAACUUCAACCCUCACUUUGAAAUCGAAAAGCACGACUGCAAGUAUGACUACAUCGAGAUCCGAGAUGGGGACAGUGAAGCAGCAGACCUGCUGGGCAAGCACUGUGGGAACAUAGCACCUCCUACCAUCAUCUCUUCUGGCCCCUCUCUCUAUAUCAAGUUCACCUCGGACUAUGCACGGCAAGGGGCCGGCUUCUCCCUGCGCUACGAGAUCUACAAGACAGGCUCUGAGGACUGCUCCAGAAACUUCACUGCCUCCAAUGGCACUAUUGAGUCUCCAGGUUUCCCUGACAAGUAUCCACACAACCUGGACUGCAUCUUCACCAUCAUAGCCAAGCCAAAGACAGAAAUCCUCCUCCACUUCUUGCUCUUUGACCUCGAGCAUGACCCGCUGCAGGCGGGGGAAGGAGACUGCAAGUACGACUGGCUGGACAUCUGGGACGGCAUCCCUCAGGUUGGCCCCUUGAUAGGCAGGUACUGCGGCACUAAGAUGCCAUCAGACAUCCGCUCAACCACCGGUGUCCUCUCGCUCACCUUCCACACGGACCUGGCAGUGGCUAAAGACGGUUUCUCUGCUCAGUACUCCUUGAUCCAGCAGGAAGUCCCGGAAAACUUCCAGUGCAACGUGCCACUGGGGAUGGAGUCUGGCAGGAUCUCCAACAUGCAGAUUAGUGCCUCCUCCACCUACUCAGACGGGCGAUGGACCCCUCAACAGAGCCGGCUCAACAGUGAUGACAAUGGCUGGACUCCCAAUGUAGACAGCAACAAAGAGUACCUCCAGGUGGACCUCCACUUCCUGACUGUGCUCACAGCCAUUGCCACACAAGGUGCCAUCUCCAGAGAAACCCAGAAUGGCUACUAUGUCCGUACCUACAAGCUAGAGGUCAGCACCAAUGGGGAGGACUGGAUGAUGUACCGACACGGGAAAAAUCACAAGACAUUUCAGGCCAAUGAGGAUGCCACGGAGGUGGUUCUCAACAAGAUCCACAGCCCGGUGCUCGCACGCUUUGUGCGCAUCCGUCCCCAGAGCUGGCACAACGGGCUGGCCCCGCCCGGCUGCCGCAUCACCGAUUCGCCUUGCUCCAACUUGCUGGGAAUGCUUUCUGGCCUCAUCCCUGACUCGCAGAUCUCAGCCUCUUCUAUCAGAGGCUAUGACUGGUCUCCCGGCAUGCUCCCCCGCGUCCGCUCAGGCUUGUUUCCACGUGCCCCCCAAUCCCAGCCUUGGGAGGAGUGUCUGCAGGUGGACCUUGGUGUCCCGAAGAAUAUCAAAGGCGUCAUUAUCCAGGGGGCUCGAGGAGGGGACAGUGUGACCACCACAGAGUCCCGCUCCUUCGUGAAGAAAUUUAAGGUGGCCUACAGCAUGAAUGGAAAGGACUGGGACUUCAUCCAGGACCCCAAAACAAUGCAAGCCAAGCUUUUUGAAGGCAACAUCCACUAUGAUAUCCCUGAAGUCCGGAGGUUUGACCCUGUUCCUGCAGGAAUGCGCCUGGAGGUGCUGGGCUGCGACUGGACAGAUGUAAAGCCCACUGCAGAGACACUGGUGCCCACUUUGAAGAGCGAAGGGACCACCACCCCAUACCCAACUGAGGAAGAGGCAACUGAGUGUGGUGAUAGCUGUGGAGAAGAGGAGGAUUUCCAUCUCCCUGCAAACUUCAACUGCAACUUUGAUCUCCCUGAAGACCUCUGUGGUUGGUCACACGACUUGGCAACGGGUUAUACAUGGUCUUUUCAGCCUACAAACACCUGGACUGGCAACUCUGAACCAAGCCCUGAGACUGUGCCUGACGGCAAGAAUUACCUGCAGAUGCAGAGCAGCAGACGGAGGGAAAGCCAGCGAGCCCGGCUCAUCAGCCCCACCAUCUAUCUGCCCCGGAGCGCUGUCUGCAUGGUCUUCCAGUACCAGGCGUGGGGCAGCAAUGGGGUGAUGCUGCGGGUCUGGCGGGAAGCCAGCCAGGAGCACAAGGCGCUGUGGGUCAUCACGGAGGACCAAGGAGAAGAGUGGAGGGAAGGCCGCAUCAUCUUGCCGAGCUACGACAUGGAGUACCGGAUUGUGUUUGAGGGAUUUAUACGCAACGGCCACUCGGGAGAGCUCGCCCUUGAUGACAUCCGGCUAGGCACCGACAUCCCACUGGAGAACUGCAUGGAACCCAUCACAGCUUUCCCAGUGAACUUCCCAAGAAUGGAGGAUGACUUUCCAAUCUCUGAGCAAGACUUUGAAGACAAUGAUCCAGAUUACUUUGGAUCGGAUAGGAACGACACACUGUUCUCUACUAACUCUCCAGGAACCCCGAAGCUGGACAAAGAAAAAAGUUGGCUCUACACCCUGGAUCCCAUCCUGGUGACCAUCAUAGCGAUGAGCUCUCUCGGCGUCCUCCUUGGGGCCAUCUGUGCCGGUCUGCUCCUCUACUGCACAUGCUCAUACGCCGGGCUGUCCUCACGGAGCUCUACCACGCUGGAGAACUACAACUUCGAGCUGUAUGAUGGCAUCAAGCACAAGGUCAAGAUGAACCACCAGAAGUGCUGCUCAGAGGCCUGAUGGGUGCCCUGGGGAUCACCCUCAGCAUUGCGCCCAGUGAGGUGGGCUGGCGGGGGGUUACUUUUUUGCUGUUUUCUAUGGGAACUGAAUGCCAUAACGAGGAAUGAGGGGCGCGGGAGCAGCAAGGGGAGGCGCUACUCCUGCCGCCGUGUCCCACUGGUGGGUCAUGCUCUGCCAGGACCGGGCGGGUGUUCCUGCCAACCGGACUGUGCCGGGCAAGGGGGGACCAAGACCCU